Messenger RNA from Malania oleifera, 2782 nucleotides. RefSeq names its product auxin efflux carrier component 2. Lineage: Eukaryota; Viridiplantae; Streptophyta; Magnoliopsida; Santalales; Ximeniaceae. Gene Ontology annotation, molecular function: auxin efflux transmembrane transporter activity. The record is from RefSeq and is a predicted model, not a curated record. Gene Ontology annotation, biological process: auxin export across the plasma membrane; auxin polar transport. The transcript has 6 exons. Bases 308 to 2320 code for a protein of 670 amino acids. Gene Ontology annotation, cellular component: plasma membrane; endoplasmic reticulum.
AGUUGUGUCCCAUCUAGCUUUAUAUAUAAUUAUAUGUUCCGUCUCUUCGUUUUCCUAAACCUUGUUCAAUUUUACAUUUUUACUCGUACCAAGCGUCAGCCGACCGGCUGAUGCACUCUAUCAGAAAAACAAAGCCCAGCCUUCUAAUUUAUACACAAAGGAGCAGCACUGCAGGGCGCGCAGGACGGGAUUCAUAUCUAGCACUUAAUAUUGAUCUAGAUACUUUAGUUGAACUUAAAUAUUUCUGUAGCUAGCUAACUAGCAAUCUACCACAUUUUCAGAUCGAUCAGAAGGUAGAUCGGGAUCGAUGAUCACUGGAAAGGAUGUGUACGAGGUUCUGGCGGCGAUAGUGCCGCUGUACGUGGCGAUGAUACUUGCCUACGGUUCCGUCCGGUGGUGGAAAAUCUUCACCCCUGAUCAAUGCUCCGGCAUUAACAGGUUCGUGGCCGUCUUCGCCGUCCCCCUCCUCUCCUUCCACGUCAUCUCCUCCAACAACCCCUACGCUAUGAACUACCACUUCAUCGCCGCCGACUCCCUCCAGAAGAUCGUCAUCCUCGCAGCGCUCUUCGUCUGGCAGUUCCUGGCCAAGGGCAAGAACGACACCCUGGAAUGGAUGAUCACCCUCUUUUCUCUUUCAACCCUCCCCAACACCCUUGUUAUGGGCAUCCCCCUCCUGAACGCCAUGUAUGGCGACUACUCCGGGAGCCUCAUGGUCCAAAUCGUCGUCCUCCAGUCCGUCAUCUGGUACACCCUCAUGCUCUUCAUGUUCGAGUACCGAGGCGCCCGCCUUCUCAUCUCCGAGCAGUUCCCCGAGACCGCCGCCUCCAUCACUUCCUUCCGGGUCGAAUCCGAUGUCGUCUCCCUCAACGGCCGCGAGUCCCUGCAGGCCGACGCCCAGAUCGGCGACGACGGCAAGCUGCACGUGGUCGUCCGGAAAUCGGCGUCCACUUCUUUGAGAUCCGGUUUCUCCUCCUCCUCCUACAACAAGUAUUCCAUGACUCCCAGAGUGUCCAAUCUGACGGGGGUGGAGAUCUACUCCGCACAGUCAUCGCGGGAGCCAACGCCCAGAGCUUCGAGCUUUAACCAGACCGAUUUCUACGCAAUGUCUGCGAGUAAAGCCGCCAGUCCCAAGCACGGUUACACCAACAGUUUGCCGGCGGGAGGUUUCGGGGACGUCUAUAAUUCGUUGCAGUCGUCCAAGGGGGUGACGCCGAGAGCUUCCAAUUUCGAGGACGAGAGGAGUGCUUAUGACAAGGGGAGGGGAGCCAGAAGUAUGAGCGGGGAGCUCUUCAACGUGGGGCUGAUUUCGAGUUCUUACCCUCAUCCGAACCCGACGUCGUUUUCAGGCUCGACGAGUGGGGUUCUCAGGAAGACGACGUCGAAGAGCGGCGGCAACGUGGGUGAUAACACUAAUAAUAAUAAUAACAAGGAGCUUCACAUGUUUGUAUGGAGUUCAAGCGCGUCUCCCGCUUCCGAAGGAAAUCUACGGCACGGAGUUAAUGGUAUUAGAGGUGCAGUCGGCAGCGGUGCAGAUGGCGCCAUUGAUUUUUCUAAGGUUGCACCUCGACUGGAUCAGCUUGUUAAUAAUCCUAAUGCUGAUACCAAAGGCAUGCAUGAUUUAAUAGAACAUACGAAUUCUGGCUCAAAAAAAGCGACUGGGAACAGAGAGGAAAGGGUAAUUGAUGAGAUGGAGAAUGGAGGAAUGUCGUCUAGGUGUGUGGGAGCUGCUUCAGGGCCUCCCUUCUCAUGCCAAAAGAAGAUUGAGAUGACGGAGGAAACGAAGCAUCAGCAAGAGCAGCAGCUGCAUCAUCAGAUGCCGCCGGCAAGCGUCAUGACAAGGCUCAUUCUGAUUAUGGUCUGGAGGAAGCUCAUCAGAAAUCCCAACACCUACUCAAGCCUCAUCGGUCUCAUUUGGUCUCUCAUUUCUUUCAGAUGGAACAUCCAUAUGCCAUCAAUUGUGGGGGGAUCCAUAUCAAUAUUGUCCAAUGCCGGUCUCGGAAUGGCUAUGUUCAGUCUAGGUUUGUUCAUGGCUUUGCAACCGAGGACAAUAGCUUGUGGGAAAUCAGUGGCAAUGUUUUCGAUGGUAGUGAGGUUCUUGACAGGACCCGCAGUGAUUGCUGCCACCUCUAUUGCCAUCGGCCUUCGUGGGGUUCUUUUGCACAUUGCUAUUGUUCAGGCUGCCCUUCCCCAAGGCAUCGUUCCUUUUGUGUUCGCAAAGGAGUACAGUGUUCAUGCCGACAUAUUAAGCACAGCGGUAAUUUUCGGAAUGCUGAUUGCCUUGCCCAUAACAUUACUGUACUACGUCCUCCUUGGACUCUAGCUCUCCAAGUUAGGAAAACGAGGCAUUGCAGGAGGAAAGUCUAUAAUAAUAAUAGAAGUGGUGCAAUCCAGGAGCAGGCACAUGGAGACGAAGACCAUCUAGCUUUAAAUAUAUUGGCAUUGGAUUCAGUGUAGAACUUAGAAUUAUAUAAGCUGCGCAACCUGAGCUCGCCUCCAUGUGACCGCCCCGCUACCUACGCUUUCAAUUCAAACACACUAUACCACAUAUAUGUAUUAUAUUCGCUUUCCCUUCUGGUUUCUCCUGGGUCUCGAUUUGCCUUCGAGCUUCGUGCAUGGAUCUCCAGGAAGCUAAUUUUAGCCUGCCUUUGACUCACUUGCCAAUCCAAUUGUCGACCAACUUACAAUUUUGGGGAAGGAAAUUUUAUUGCUGUUUCUUGAAGUGCUUUUCUAUGUAGUGUAUACAUGAGGUAGUGAUAUUUAUAUAGUUGGAAAUGUUUUUGUA